AUGAAUAGUUUGCUACACUAAAAAAGAGAAUGUUUUUCAUUAAAAAUAAGACGAAAUGAAAUAGAAAAAAUAUUUAAAGAAAAAAGAAUACCUUAAUUAUCAAAAGAAAUGAUGCUUGAUUUAUUAAAUAAUAAUGAUUAGGAAUCAAUCAAUCGACUUACAGAUGCAACUGCAGGAUCAAAAGAACAAACAUUAGAUUUGAUUUAAAUUGGAGGAAUAUAGUUUUUUUAUGAAUUAUUGUAAUCAAAAGAAAAAACAAAUGCAAUUAUUGGAUUGGGUAAUUUAUGCAGUGAAAAAUUGGUUUAAGAAGAAGUUUUAGAAUUGAAGAUUAUCGAAUACAUGAUUGAUGAAGUUCAUAGAUACAAGAAUCUUGAAGAUCUAUCUCUUAGGUUAUGGUUUUUAAGUGUGUUAGCCAAAUUUAAGAGAGAUUCUCAAAAUGAGGAAGGUAAUAUAAUUGAGAGAGAAAAACUUUUUAAUAUCUUUUGGAUGUACUAAAAGAAAUACCCUGAUGUACUUAAAAUUUAAUAGGAAUGUUUUCAUGGAUUCUAUGCUUUGACAAAAGUUACAUUCAUCUAAAAUGAAUUAAUGGAAUUAUGUUGCAAUAAUUUGAAUAAAGGUAUUGAUAAUAUCAUAUUAAAAAUAAUGUAUUAUCUUAUUAAUGACUAUGUAAAAUUUGUAUAGAUUCUACAUAAGAGUCAAUUUAUUUAGUUUUGUGCAAAAUAUUUAUAAAUAUCUUGUAGAUAGAAAUACACCUUAAGAAUACUUUAUUAUUAUGCUUAAUAUUAUGUAGAAACUAUUCUUUAAAAUAAAGAUAUAAUCAAUUAAAUCAUAAUUAUUCAGAAUUCCUAAAUGCAUCAAAAAUAAAUCAUACUUUUACAUUAUGCAAUGCUAUUUAAAUGCUAGAGCUCACAAUUCAUGGACAUAAUAAAAGAAUUUGAAAUCAUUAAUAAUUUAAAGAUACUUUUAGAAAACUUUUAAUAUGAAUAACAAACCCUAUGUCUUUUAGCAUUAUUAAAAUAAACAAAUAAAGAAUUAAUAAAGGAUCUAAUUCCAGAUUUAGAGAGAGUUUAUUAAAAUAAAAAAGAAAAUGAGAAAACCCUUAGAAAACUUUAACUAAUUUUAGAUUGA
Paramecium pentaurelia is the source of this 1128-nucleotide messenger RNA. The record is from the annotation of a GenBank genome assembly. Lineage: Eukaryota; Ciliophora; Oligohymenophorea; Peniculida; Parameciidae.